ACAGUCCAAAAACAUCAAAGAAAAAUGGUUCUCCAAUCUGAGGUCUAUCCCGGUUACCCUUUCCCACAGCAGGGCUAUUCUGUGCAACCGCAGGGGUACUACUCCACCAAUGACUACUACAGCACCCCUCUUCUGGGCAUGCCGGUGAUGACCAACCCAAGUGCCCCCACCCCUAAGUACCCCAGCCACCAAAUGGUAGCUGGUGGAGGCUAUGCUCAGCAGCAUCAUGACUGGUAUGGCGAAAAAAGGCCCCAAAAUGGCAUGCACGACACAACUGACUUCUACUACAGCCAUGGCUCACAGGGCCAGAUGUUGCCUUAUAACAGCAACGACGGUUAUGAUUCCUCCGGUGGCAAACACAGCAACACCACGGGGAUCACUGGGUACACGGCAAACUAUGCACAACAUGUUCCCAUGGGAACGUACCCAAACUAUGCGCAGCAUGUUCCCAUGGGAAUAGAGGCAAUGAAAUAUGAGUACUCAAGUUGGGGUAACGAGCGUGAACGCUUCCCAUUUUACCAUCAGAAUUCCUACAGCCAGCAAAAUGGCUACCCCAAGGCAGAGUGGAACCUUAAAGGGGUGGAUGACUAAAGAGACAUCCCCAUGAGACUGAUGCAUAAUAUAGGAAGUAUGCUUAAUGUAAGAGGUUUGGCAUUAGCUAAAGUACCAUCCUAAGUAAUGUUUUUUUCUUUUUUUUGGAUCAAAUCCUAAGUAAUGGUCAAGAUGUAUACUAUCUACUGAAUGUUCAAGAUAUGUACCAUAUGGCCUAUUAGAUUUUAACUAUAAAUCAGUACUCAAGAACUGGAUGCGUUGUCUGGGAGACCACUAAUUACAUAUAAGGAUUGUCAUCAUCCAAAAGAGGUCACUCUUAGUGACAUAUGCAGAUGCUUAUACAAACCCACUAAAAGGAAAGUAUGAA
Messenger RNA from Ilex paraguariensis (yerba mate), 919 nucleotides. Lineage: Eukaryota; Viridiplantae; Streptophyta; Magnoliopsida; Aquifoliales; Aquifoliaceae. The record is from the annotation of a GenBank genome assembly.